Alnus glutinosa is the source of this 2815-nucleotide messenger RNA. Its product is annotated as UDP-N-acetylmuramoyl-L-alanyl-D-glutamate--2,6-diaminopimelate ligase MurE homolog, chloroplastic. Gene Ontology annotation, molecular function: ATP binding; acid-amino acid ligase activity. The coding region runs from base 83 to 2407 and encodes 774 amino acids. Gene Ontology annotation, biological process: biosynthetic process; cell division; regulation of cell shape. Gene Ontology annotation, cellular component: cytoplasm. NCBI's taxonomy places the organism in Eukaryota, Viridiplantae, Streptophyta, Magnoliopsida, Fagales, Betulaceae. The record is from RefSeq and is a predicted model, not a curated record. The transcript has 6 exons.
UAGUAGAUAGACGAAGAACAAAACCCCUAUCCCCCUAUCACCGGCAACUCUAAAACCUUGAGUGUCUCCCACACACUCUCCCAUGGCCUUCACUUUCCUCUCUAUCCCACACUUGCUCUCUGCACCUCCUCCACCACCCCACAUCUUCUCUCCAAAACCCCAAGUUGUCCCAUCCAAACCCGACCAUCUUUCUCUAUCUUCCUCCCCAUUUCUCACUCUUCGAGCCCCCACCGCUGUCGGACGCGACAAAAAGUUCUACCCUGAGCCGUCAGACGACGACCCACCCGAAGCCGACGAGGAUUCCGGGCACGGAGUGUCUAGAUUCCAGCAAAUCCAUCGCCAAGCCGAGCGAGCCCGGAAGAUCCAAGAGGAUGACUUUGAGAAGAACCAGUCCACGUACCUCUCCGCCAUUGCUGAUGUGGAAGACCCAGCGGAAAAUCCCGAUCAGGACGACUCCGGGGACGAUUUGUUCGGCGAUAUUGACAAGGCCAUUGCCUUGCAGCGCAAGGAGUUCGUGAAGAAGGGGCUUCUGAAGCCGAACCCCAAGAAGGAAGAGAACGAGCAGGGUGAGGGAAUCGAAGAGUUGGAGCCCGAGGAGGUCGUGGAUUUGGAGGAAAUCGACGAGCUUCAGGGGCUUCGAGUGGUUUCGGAGGACUCGGACGAAGGUGGGUCGGCGAAGUUCAGCGACGAGGUUACUGAAUUCGGUAAUGGAAAUCGUGGGUCGUCUUUAAAUUCCUCGUUUGAUUUGGAUUUUGAUAGUUAUGGGAAAGCUAAGACUAGGAUUGUCGAACCCAAAUUUAAGAUGAGUUUAGCUGAGCUUUUGGAUGAGAGUAAGGUGGUGCCCGUUUCGGUUUAUGGUGAUUUAGAGAUAGAGAUUACGGGAAUUCAACAUGAUUCGAGGCUGGUCUGCGCAGGAGACUUGUUUAUCUGUUGUGUUGGGAGGAAGACUGAUGGGCAUUUGUAUUUGACUGAGGCUGAUAAGAGAGGGGCAGUGGCGGUGGUGGCGAGCAAGGAGGUUGAUAUAGAGGAGACCUUGGGGUGUAAGGCAUUGGUGAUUGUGGAAGACACCAAUGCGGUUCUUCCGGCAUUGGCCGCAUCUUUCUAUAGGUUCCCGUCUAAGAAUAUGGCGGUGAUUGGGAUAACGGGGACGAAUGGGAAGACGACCACUUCAUAUUUGAUAAAAGGCAUGUAUGAAUCGAUGGGAUUGAGAACUGGGAUGUUGAGCACGGUUGCUUAUUAUAUCCAUGGGGAUAACAAGUUGGAGUCGCCUAACACGACCCCAGAUGCUGUUUUGGUUCAGAAUUUGAUGGCAAAGAUGCUUCAUAACGGGACUGAAGCGGUUGUCAUGGAGGCUUCUUCUCAUGGACUAGCCUUAGGGAGGUGUGAUGAAGUUGAUUUUGAUAUUGCAGUUUUCACAAAUUUGACGAGGGACCAUUUGGAUUUUCAUGGGACUGAGGAGGAGUAUAGGGAUGCCAAAGCUAAACUAUUUUCAAGGAUGGUGGACCCCGAAAGAAACAGGAAAGUUGUCAACAUUGACGAUCCAAAUGCACCUUUCUUUAUAGCACAAGGAAACCCAGAUGUGCCUGUUGUGACCUUUGCAAUGGAGAAUAAGAAUGCGGAUGUUCACCCGCUGAAGUUUGAGCUCUCUCUGUUCGAGACACAGGUUUUGGUUAAUACGCCUCAUGGCAUUCUGGAGAUUUCAUCCGGGUUACUUGGAAGGCAUAAUAUUUAUAAUAUUCUUGCAGCCGUGGCAGUUGGGAUUGCGGUUGGGGCUCCAUUGGAGGACAUUGUUAGAGGGAUUGAAGAGGUUGAUGCAGUUCCAGGACGGUGUGAGUUGAUUGAUGAGGAACAGGCAUUCGGAGUGAUUGUGGACUAUGCUCAUACUCCUGAUGCCCUGUCUAGACUACUUGAUUCUGUAAGAGAGCUUGGACCAAGGAGGAUUAUCACUGUUUUUGGUUGUGUUGGCGAGGGCGACAGGGGGAAAAGACCCAUGAUGACAAAGAUUGCAACAGAUAAAAGUGAUGUGACGAUUCUAACAUCUGAUAAUCCAAAGAAUGAAGAUCCAUUGGAUGUUUUGGAUGAUAUGCUGGCUGGCGUAGGAUGGACAAUGCAGGAUUACCUGAAACAUGGUGAGAAUGAUUACUACCCACCUCUUCCAAAUGGUCAUAGGCUUUUCCUGCAUGAUAUUAGACGGGUGGCUGUACGUUGUGCUGUUGCCAUGGGCGAGGAGGGUGAUUUGGUUGUGGUUGCUGGCAAAGGCCAUGAAACACAUCAGAUAGAAGGUGAGACAAAGGAAUUUUUUGAUGACCGGGAAGAGUGCCGUGAAGCAUUGCAGUACGUUGAUGAGCUCCACCAAGCUGGGAUAGACACUAGUGAAUUCCCAUGGAGGUUACCAGAGAGUCAUUGAUGUAGUUAAAAGCCGUAUGGAGGUGUUCUAAGAGAAAAGGCUUUGCAGAUGAUUUGGCUGAUUGCAUGUAUAAGAACUAAGUAGCAGAUCUCCUUCAAUUCCUUCAAAGAAUUCAAGACAGUGGAGGACCAUGUUGGUAUUGGUUUGAUGGACACUUUAUGUACCCUAUAAUUGAAGGCUGUUGAUUGGUGCUCCGUGCUUGAAAAGUGAGCGGCGGCUGGAUGUUCGAGAUUCUUGAGCACCAAGGAACUUGACAAAUCUGGCCCCAAUGAGGAGUUGAAGGUAAAAUUUUGUAAGCAACGUGUAUGUACCAAGCACUGUAUCACCAUGUAAAAUAAUUAUUCUGAUCACAUACUUUAGAACGUUUAAAUUAUACAUUUAAUUCAGCAAAUCAGCCUGUUUCUUGAA